CUUUGGGGCUUACACUUAUCAAAUCACGGCCUCUUGCGACGGCCAUUUUGUUUCGAUUCAGGUCAGAAGAGCGAUAAUCAUGCUAUCUCAAAGGCUAGCAGCCUCCCUUUUGAGGCAUUUGCCAAGAGCUGCUACCAAGGUUACAAAAAAUGCACUUGGAGCUGGCUUUGUGCAGUUGAAGAAUCUUUCUACUUCCAAGACAAACUUUGCUAGUUCCCCUGAAGUCUCUGCCAUCCUUGAAGACCGUAUUCUAGGCCAAACCGCCACAGCCGAACUUGAAGAAACAGGUCGUGUAUUAAGUAUUGGAGAUGGUAUUGCUCGUGUUUAUGGACUUAAAAAUAUUCAGGCUGAGGAGAUGGUGGAGUUCUCCUCCGGUCUAAAGGGUAUGGCCUUGAAUUUGGAGCCUGACAAUGUUGGUGUGGUAGUAUUUGGUAAUGAUAAACUUAUCAAAGAAGGAGAUGUUGUCAAAAGAACUGGUGCUAUUGUGGAUGUUCCUACUGGCGCUGAGAUUCUAGGCAGAGUAGUUGAUGCCCUGGGAAAUCCUAUUGAUGGAAAGGGACCAUUGAAUGCUUCAGGCAGGCAGCGAGUGGGUAUUAAAGCCCCAGGUAUUAUUCCCCGAACAUCUGUAAAAGAACCCAUGCAGACUGGUAUCAAAGCUGUAGACAGUCUUGUACCUAUUGGUCGUGGUCAGAGAGAGUUGAUCAUUGGAGACAGACAAACAGGAAAAACUGCCAUUGCUGUAGAUACCAUUAUUAACCAAAAAAGGUUCAACGAAGGCCAGGAUGAGAAAAGCAAGCUGUACUGUAUUUAUGUAGCUAUUGGACAGAAACGAUCUACAGUUGCCCAGCUAGUCAAGAGACUCACAGAUGCAGAUGCCAUGAAGUAUACCAUUGUUGUAUCUGCUACUGCGUCUGAUGCUGCCCCUCUCCAAUACUUGGCUCCAUACUCUGGUUGUGCCAUGGGAGAAUACUUCAGAGAUAAUGGCAAACAUGCCCUCAUCAUCUAUGAUGAUUUGUCCAAACAGGCUGUUGCCUACCGUCAGAUGUCCCUGUUGCUGAGGCGUCCCCCAGGUCGUGAGGCCUACCCUGGUGAUGUAUUCUAUCUUCACUCCCGUCUCCUUGAGAGAGCAGCUAAAAUGAAUGAUGACUUUGGUGGUGGUUCUCUCACUGCCCUCCCAGUCAUUGAGACACAGGCUGGUGACGUAUCUGCCUACAUCCCAACUAAUGUCAUCUCCAUCACUGACGGUCAGAUCUUCUUGGAAACUGAGCUCUACUACAAGGGCAUCCGUCCCGCCAUCAACGUAGGUCUCUCCGUAUCACGUGUAGGAUCUGCUGCUCAGAUUAAAGCCAUGAAGCAGGUGGCUGGUUCCAUGAAACUUGAGCUGGCCCAGUACCGUGAGGUAGCUGCCUUCGCACAGUUUGGAUCAGAUCUUGAUGCUUCAACUCAACAGCUUCUCAACAGAGGUGUACGAUUAACCGAAUUACUAAAGCAGGGACAAUAUGUCCCCAUGGCUGUAGAAGAGCAGGUGGCAAUCAUAUACGCCGGUGUCCGUGGUAUGCUCGAUAAAGUUGACCCAAGCAAAAUCACUAAAUUUGAACAAGCAUACCUUAAACAUCUACAGAGCAGUCAGCAGGAAGUCCUUUCCACUAUAGCCAAGGAAGGAAAAAUCACAGAUGCAACAGAAGCUAAACUUAAAGAAAUUGUUCUAAAUUUCCUUGCUGGAUUCGAAGCUUGAUUAUAGUUAAUUCUAGGUUAUUUAUAAACAUAAUAGACAAUUGUUUCCACUGCCAGUCUGCCUGAUUUGAUUCAAUGGACUAUGUGUAAAUAGACAAUGGAUAAUGUCAACUUGUGUGGGAUUUUAUUGAGUAGGUAAACAAAUUGCCAAACUAUAUUUUGUAAGCACACAGGAAAUAGGCCAAUGUAAAAUGAAAACAGUUGUUAAAAAAUAAUAUAGUUACAAAAUAUAAUUGUUGUUGUGUUAUUAUGAACAUGAUAACUGAGACGCGUGGGGUGUACCACCCUAAAAUGACAAAAAUAUGAACAUGUUACUGGAUGCUGAAUCAAAUGUAAUUACAGAAUUUUAUUUAUAAUAGAUGGCAUUCAUAUUCAAAUCAGACUCUGCAGCUAAAGUUUACCAUAUUAGAAUCCAUAAGCACUGGUCCAAAGCAGGGUGUGUUAGAAAUGCCAUUUCUCUUAGUAAAUGCAUAUUUGGAAUCAGAUUUUACUUAUAAGUAGAAAGCAAGGUUUGUCACAGGGCUAUCGAAUUUUGUCCAUGAUAACCGAUGACAAUGCUUACUGUAUUGUCUUUAAUUU
Molecule: messenger RNA, 2313 nt
Organism: Owenia fusiformis
Lineage: Eukaryota; Metazoa; Annelida; Polychaeta; Sabellida; Oweniidae
Source: the annotation of a GenBank genome assembly